Molecule: messenger RNA, 3144 nt
Organism: Athene cunicularia (burrowing owl)
Lineage: Eukaryota; Metazoa; Chordata; Aves; Strigiformes; Strigidae
Product: protein-lysine methyltransferase METTL21E-like
Exons: 6
Coding region: 189-1022 (277 amino acids)
Biological process (GO): peptidyl-lysine methylation
Cellular component (GO): cytosol; cytoplasm
Molecular function (GO): protein-lysine N-methyltransferase activity
Source: RefSeq, a predicted model, not a curated record
UAUUGCUGCUGGAGUGGGGGUGUUGGCAGUGCGUGACACGCGCCUUGGAGCGCGCUUCUGCCUGCCAGGGAAACAACUGGGCAGAUAAGGACUUUUCUGUUUGAGUACCAUCUUCGGAAAGCCACAGGAGAUUCAGGGUAACGUCAAGAGAGUAUGGUGCAUCCUUUCUAGGAAGACAGGCCUGUUCUAUGCUGUCGUCCUUUGAAGCACAGAGGAAAAUCUGCCUAAGGCUUUGCAUUAUUUUGUGGCACAGUAUGGAUUUGACAUCACAACAUAAUAAUCUACAAAAUGAACUGAUAAGAGAAUUGGAAAGACAAGAAGGGGAAAAAGAAGAUGAACAGGUAGUUGCAGAAAUCAUGAGAAGACGGUUUUUCCCUGCACUUAUAACUCAUAAUGCCUGGGAAGGCUUUAACUUUGCUGGCCACGAGAUAAGAAUUACAGAAGCCACUGAUUGUUACGGGGCAGUCGUCUGGCCAUCGGCUCUUGUUCUGUGUUAUUUUUUGGAAACUAAUUCUAAACAAUACAAUUUGGUUGACAAAAAUGUGAUUGAAAUUGGAGCUGGAACUGGGUUGGUCUCCAUAGUAGCCAGUUUACUGGGUGCACUUGUGACUGCCACUGAUUUGCCAGAACUGCUGGGAAAUCUUCAGCACAAUGUUCUGCAAAAUACAAAGCUGAAAUGCAAGAACCAGCCUCAUGUUAAGGAAUUGUCUUGGGGAAUUGAUUUGGAAAAGAACUUUCCUAGAUCUUCCUGUCACUUUGACUACAUUUUGGCUGCUGAUGUAGUUUACCACCAUCCCUUCCUGGAUGAACUCCUCCUAACUUUUGAUCACUUGUGCAAGAAUGACACUGUUAUUCUGUGGGCUAUGAGAUUUAGGUUGGACAAAGAGAACCAAUUUGUGGGCAGAUUUCAGACACUGUUUGACUUAGAGGUGAUUUCUAAUUUCCCCAGUUUGAAUAUAACAUUGUAUAAGGCAAUGAGGAAAGGCAGGAUGAAAGCCAGACCUUCCAAACUGAUGGUCUGAAAGAGAGAUACAGGGAGGUGACAAUUUCAGCUAGUUUGCAGCUUGUUCUCUUUGUAAUAUUUUCCAUGUUAGAAGCUGCUACCACCUGCAUGAAUGACAUUUUUAGAGACAGCUAAAACAAAACAUCAGAUUCUGAGUGCAUCCCUAAGAAAUUCCUCAAUUCAAUUUGUCAAUAGUUUUAUACACAGAAGAAAUGUAUCUUUGAUGUUUUCUUGACUUUUAUGUGCUAAACUGACAAUAGUUUUCAGAAUUCUUACCAUUAUUGUUAUUAUGGGUCGUGUAAUUAAUAUUUCCAAUAGCUUUCAAUUGCAGCUUUGAGUCUUAUAAGAUCAACUAAUCAUUUAAAACUUAAGAGUGUAAUAAAUAUUUGUAUUUAACAGUUGUGAUGUUAAAUCUGAUCUUUCCCCAUUCUGACUAUUGUGUAAAUCCUUCCUUUAAAUAGCCUUGACAGGACACUAAAUUAGCUGACCCCCCCCACCUGGGAAAUAUACUGUUAUAAUAAAGGGACAGAAAAUAUUAGUUACCCUUUGAUUUAAUGAUUAUGCUUUCUGACCCUUCCAUUUUUUUUAUUUAGAUUCAGGGAUUCUUCAACAGACAGCUGCACACAUGAGGCAAGAGGAAGUUAAAUGUUUUGUUGCUUGAACAGAGGUCUUGGAUAAGAAGAGUACAGCAUAUCACCAGCUGCCCUUUGUAAAGACCUUACAUUCUUGGAGGUUUGCUCCUCCAAAAAUAGACGGUUAUCUGGACCUCGGGGAACAACGAUGGAAAAAUUAUAGUGGCCAUCAAGAGAGGAGUUUUGUCCUGCCAGCUGGUGGUGACGGGAGGUAGAAAACUAAACCAGCCUGACAUGGUGCGGCUGAGGCAUGGGCAGGCUUAAAUUUUCUUUUUGUAGUAAGGGCAAACAAAAUACUUUUCUCCUAGCUGCUCAGUACUGCGUGUUCCUGUUUUCAGUGGUCAACUCAGUGUCCUUGAAAGACUAUCAGAAAACUUUGUUUUGGAAAGGUUAAAAAAAUGAUGCUUUCUGCACCCCAUAUUUUUGGUUUCUGUUUGUAAUUGAGUGUGAGAGACCUUCAAGUCCCUUCCAGGUUAGAGAAGAAAUGUGCUAAUGUCCAGGCAGAGCUUUACCACCUCUGCUGUAGCAGACAAUUUCUCUAGUAAUAUGAGAGUCCUAGAGGCUGUCAGUCUUUAUUUGUUUAGCUCCUAUUUGUAGUCUCUCCAGGAGUUUUUUAUAUAUUGUCAGAUUUGAACAUUUUUUUAUGAUAACUUCCAGAACAUACUAGUGUUUGUACCUCUUCCUGUGACAGAUGCAGGUUACUUACUUUGCUGCCUGGCACAAGUAUGGGACAGAACUACGAUAAAAAUGACUGGUAUAACUAGAAUGUACUCUUAUUCCCAGCCAAACAAUUGGGACAAAGGUGCCCAGAAUUAGAGAUGAAGUGUUGCAGAGAGGAGGGUUUAAGCUGCCAAGAAUUUCCAGUGGGAGCUGGGGUUCCCAUGUGUGAAAUGAGGUGGUAAAGAGAAUUUUGGGAGGAGGAUGGAUGAGGAUGUGGCAGGAGGGAUCUGGAGUUGGAGGGAGGAUUGCAGAGAAAAGGUAUCUGUAGGGAGAAGGUGCGAUGGUGAAAGAGAAAGAGAAGAAGUGGCAGCAGUGAGACUGACUUCGAAAAGGGUUAGGAUCCAUAGCACGAGGGUAGACCAUCUUUCUUGCUAACUGACUGUAAGAGAGGCAUCUUUGGUGAGCCACGGAGGAUGACUCUGUGAUUAUACCAGAGCAAUCAGUAUGUCUUAGCCCAGGACAACCAGAUGAGAAGAAAGGAAGCCAAGUACAUUGACUCUACUUUCUGGCAAUCCUGCUGGGAGAUCACAUGUGAGCUUUUGGCUUGGAGGUUAUUAAUGAAAAUGUAAUCCUCAUCUGUUAGUUUCCUGUGAGAAGAUUUGUAGGUAGAGGUAGCACCUUUUAUUGGAUCAAUCAGUAUAGCAAGAAAAUGAGACUCUGUGCCAGCUGGUAUGGAGUAUUACCUCUACUUAUGAAUGUCAUUAUGUUUAUGUCAGAUCAAUCCAGCUAUAGAAAAUCACAACUACAGAUUUUUUUUCCACACUGUUUAACUGAAGUAGUUCAGUUUUA